GAUUGGAUGUCUCACCGUGAAACCUAUUCACGUCGGUCACCUGUGGCACCACUCCCAUAUUUCACAGUCACACUUCCCUGUUUGUUUUGUAUGAGAGAAAAUGGCUGCGUUGACCAGCAUUUCCAUCGAAGAAGAUCAGUUCAGCUGUCCAGUGUGUCUGGAUUUCCUUCGGGACCCUGUGACCAUUCCCUGUGGACACAGCUACUGCUUGGAUUGUAUUGACGACUAUUGGACCAGGAACAAGAACAAAGGGUAUUUCGGUUGUCCACAGUGCAGGCAGCUGUUCAACCCAAGACCUGCGCUCAGUAGAAACACCGUUCUCUCGGAAGUGGUGGACCAGAUUCAUGCGAGCAACAUAAGAACUGACAGGCAGCACUCGCUCAAAGCAGAGCAGGUGGUCCUAUGCGGAGUUUGCAGCGGAAGCAGAAAGAGGGAGGCCGUAAAGUCCUGUCUGGCCUGCUUGGAGUCGUACUGCGUGGCCCACUUGGGAGUCCACGACGACCAGUUUCGAGGGAAUGCGCACAAACUCACCACACCUUUGGCUCGGGUCAGGGACAAACUUUGCCGCCACCAUGAUAAAGUUCUCAGGGAGUACUGUUGGACAGACCAGCAGUGUGUGUGUGCUCAGUGCGUGCGGCAUAAACACAGGGGCCAUGAUACGGUGCCGCUGGCCGAGGCGCGAGCCACGCAUGAGAGGAAGCUGGCAGACGCGUCUUUUAAAUCCUUACAGAAAUACAAAGAGAUUAAAAAGGAGCUUAAAUAUAUUGUGAAUUAUAUCAAGCAUUCAACGCAAGCCGUGAUGGACGAGAGUGAGAGAACCUUCUCUAAACUCGCGCGCUUGAUCGAGAAGCAUCGCUCCGAGGUGAGGAAGCUGAUCCGAAGCCAAGAGCAGACCGUGCUCCAAGAGACGGACGAACUGCUGGGGAAACUGGAGAGGGAAUCCAAAGAGCUAAAGAGGAGAGGUGCUGAGCUGGAGGAGCUCUCCAAUACCGACGAUCAUCUCCAAUUCCUUCAGAAGUGCAAGUCCUUCCAUUUCCCUGCUGAGACAGUGGAUCUGCCUAGCACAGAUGUACUUCCAUACCGGAUGUACAAGUCCAUGAGGGGCGCUCUGGUGGAGCUCAGGGCAGCGCUGGCAGAGGUGUGUGAGAAUGAGCUCCUCCGGGUUUCGGACAAGGUGGGUUCUCUAAAGAAAGCCUAUAAAAAUUCCAUCGAGAUCGAAAAUGUGGAAGGGAAAGAUGUGGUCCCCCUGCACAGUGCCGAGCUCAAGACCAGGGAGGACUUCCUGCAAUAUUACCACGAUUUAUCACUGGACUCCAGCACAGCCAACCCAUAUCUGAUCCUGUCUGAUGGGCGGAGAGGGGUGACCACAUGGUCCGAGGCCCAGCCAUACCCAGAGAACCCGGGGCGCUUCACCCGCUGGGCCCAGGUGCUGUGUAGGGCGGGCAUGGCCGGCCGCUGCUACUGGGAGGUCGAAUGGAGCGGAGUGGGAGGGGUCUCCGUGGGAUUGUGCUACAAAAGCAUGGCCAGGGAGGGAGCCGGGAGCGACUGCAAGCUGGGACACAACUCCAAAUCCUGGAGUCUGGACUGUUCCCCUUCGGCCUGUUCCUUCCAGCACGACAAGGACACUGUGGCCAUAGCCGUCCCCUGUGCCAACAGAAUAGGAGUUUAUAUGGACUACAGGGCUGGUAUUCUCUCUUUCUACAGUAUUCCAGAUGGGAUGAUUCUCCUGCAUACAGUCAGGACCACGUUCACCCAGCCCCUCUACCCAGGAUUCUGGGUGGGGCUUGGCUCCACAUUAAGACUAUGCCCUUUUAAAUGGUUAUAGCACAGUUGCAAUGUAUGAUACAGUAUGAGUAUUUGGCAUUAUAUCAAAUCAAUGUACGCCAACACCAGAUCUUUGUGCUUAAAGUGCAGGAUUUUAUUAAGAACCAGGCAAGCAGAAAGCAGAAGCAACACUUUGGUGGAGCAGGGAGCGGGACGGCGACGAUGCUUAGAUCUUGUUGAAUGCGGCCACAUCCACACUCUGGAUCUGUAUUGAGAAAGACAUUAACGCGUCACAACGUCUGAUCAUUUGAAUUAACACUUGCAAAAAAGAAAGGCACCAUGAUAAAAAAAAUCCUUCUCAUUGAGAACAAUAAUUACAAACAAAUGUAAUCAAUAAAUUUGAAAGAUAUGAAAGAAACUGCAUUUUUGGUAGAAUGACACUUUUCCUGGCAAAACAGGCCCGGUUAUAUAUAAAAAAGGAAGGUCUCAUUUUGUAAGUGACAUUACAACCAGUUUAUAUGUUGUCAGUUUAAAGCUAUUUAUGCACUCAAAUCCUACACGUUCCUUUAAACAGUAUUGUACAUGCAUGAAAAUGAAACCUAGCCAUCAUGUUUCUAGUUACAACCAUGGUGAAUGCAGAUGGUUCUGAAGGUGUCUUGCGUUGCCAGAGCGUACUCACAUAGUCCUCGAACUUGGUGAUCUCCUCCUCCAGCAGGUCUGUGCCCACCUUGUCGUCCUCCACCACACAGUUGAUCUGCAGCUUCCUGAUGCCGUAGCCCACCGGCAGCAGCUUGGAGGCCCCCCAUAGGAGCCCGUCGGCCUGCACCGAGCGCACACACUCCUCCAGCUUGACCAUGUCCGUCUCGUCGUCCCACUGGUGGAAUGACGGAUUAAGGGGGAACAAAAAUAUGGGCUG
Molecule: messenger RNA, 2680 nt
Organism: Gadus chalcogrammus (walleye pollock)
Lineage: Eukaryota; Metazoa; Chordata; Actinopteri; Gadiformes; Gadidae
Product: tripartite motif-containing protein 16-like
Exons: 7
Coding region: 101-1825 (574 amino acids)
Molecular function (GO): zinc ion binding; protein binding
Source: RefSeq, a predicted model, not a curated record